CAUGGCUACAGUCGGCGAAACUGGUUCCUAGUCCUUGGCUCCUCGACACUCCAUUGCUCGCCCCACCGUUCGAAACAACAAUGUCCAGCAUCCUCAUCACAAGGGCCGUCCCUACGGCUUCUGUCUCCAGGACACUCAUCGUCAGCGGGGCUUCUCAUAUCUCCCACCAGACCUUCACACCUUCCCACAGGAACUAUGCCACGGCGAAGAAGGCACCCAGCUCUCUGCCUGGCGCCAUGACCUUCACUGACGCGCUUGCUGUCCUUAAGGCCAAGGAGGUCAGCAAACCCAACCACCUGGUCGAAGUUCACAUCCAGACCAAUCCCAAGGUUGAGAAGCACUCUCAGCCGAUCCGCACCUCAGUCCUCUUGCAGAAGCCCAUCAAGCAGGAAUCGGUCAUAUUGGUCUUUGCGGAGGGCAAGUUCGCAGAGGAGGCCCGCGCCUCAGGUGCACAGAUUGUCGGAGGGCCCGAAUUGAUUAAGGAAGUCGAGGAGGGCAAGCACAAGUUUGACAAGUGUAUCUCAACACCUGGAAUGUACCCCUCUGUCACCAAAUUGGCUCGUAUUCUGGGACCCAAAGGUUUGAUGCCAACGACCAAGAAAGGAACUGUCACGGAGGAUAUCGUGGGCGUGAUCAAGGCUCAAACUGCAGCUUUUGAUGUUCGCGGUGAUAAGAACGGCGUUGUACACACUAUCAUUGGAAAGGUCAACUGGGAACAGAAGGAUAUCGAGGAUAACUACCAGAUCAUCAUGAACCAGAUGAGGGUUCUUGCUCAGGAGCGCUUCGUCAAAAAAGACUGGAUCAAGAACGUCUAUAUUUCAUCGACACAAGGUCCUGGCAUCCCUUUGAUCAACAACGCAUAGUUCCGCAAUACACCACCUCGACAAAUAUCCAUCGCAAGCAUUCGCAGUUGUUUAGAAUCGCACCAUCUUGUUUAUCAUGUAAUAAAACUGUUUUUAAAA
Molecule: messenger RNA, 962 nt
Organism: Gamsiella multidivaricata
Lineage: Eukaryota; Fungi; Mortierellomycota; Mortierellomycetes; Mortierellales; Mortierellaceae
Product: ribosomal protein L1-like protein
Exons: 4
Coding region: 81-863 (260 amino acids)
Source: RefSeq, a predicted model, not a curated record